CGCGAUCAGUCAUCGUCGGUGGAUCGAAAUGCAAACUGCUUUUGCCGUUGCUGCUCGUCAUCGUCACCGCCGCCUCAAUAAAUAUUCUUGCUCCAUCAGCUUCGAGUGAAAAAAAAGAUAAUCUUGUGCCCCAGUAGUGCGUGUGUGGCUCCAUUCGCGUGGAAGCACCGGAAGUGGACAAUCUCUCACGCAGAUUCCGAUUCGGGAGUGUCCGGUUCUUCGGUGGUCGCGUCGCGAAAUUCCUUUUUUUCCGCUGGCAGCGAGAAAAAAUCGUGAAUCGUCUUCUUCCAUCAUCGUGUCGUGGGUUUUGCUGGCCGUGUGAAAGAGCAGGACGACGUGUGAUCAGGAGCGAGGAGCGGCAAGUGCAGUGCGCCAAAGCGAGAAAGGAAUGGUAGCAAAUUUAGUGAGCUGGUGUGUUGAGGGGGUGAAGGAAAAGUGGUGGUGAGAAGAGAGGUAAAAAAACGGGAGAAAGUGUUACUUUUGGCUGAUUUUUGCCCAGUGUGCGAAGAAAAAGGCAUAAAAGUUUUGGAAGUGAUUUUGCGUGAAUUCCUGUUGAUUGGGCAGGUUACUUGGAUUACGGCCUUGCGGAGGAUUCCAACUGGAAGCAGGAAAGGAUAGCUGUGUCGUCGCCCAGUUCCAGUGGAGUGGUGUUGGCCGAUUUUUGCUGCCUUCGGUUUCUUGUGUAUGUGUUGAGUUGUAGCCCCUGCUAAAGGGGUACAAAGUGCAAUCGGUUCACAAUGGGGAAGCUACUGUCCAAAAUCUUCGGCAACAAGGAGAUGAGAAUACUGAUGCUGGGUCUGGAUGCUGCCGGCAAAACUACUAUUCUAUAUAAGUUAAAAUUAGGUCAAUCGGUAACGACAAUUCCAACAGUCGGCUUCAACGUCGAAACCGUAACGUAUAAGAAUGUUAAAUUCAACGUGUGGGACGUAGGCGGACAGGAUAAAAUUAGACCAUUGUGGAGGCACUACUACACAGGCACACAAGGACUCAUAUUCGUAGUGGAUUGUGCAGACCGAGAUCGAAUAGACGAAGCGCGGCAAGAACUGCACAGGAUAAUCAAUGACCGAGAAAUGCGGGAUUCCAUCAUACUGAUAUUUGCCAACAAGCAGGAUCUACCAGAAGCAAUGAAACCUCACGAGAUCCAGGAAAAACUCGGUCUGACGCGGAUACGCGACCGCAACUGGUACGUGCAACCGUCAUGUGCGACGACCGGCGAUGGCCUGUACGAAGGCCUAACGUGGCUCACAUCGAAUCACAAGUUAUGAGAGUAAUUGUUGCAACAACCUAUCAGCAGUUAGCAACAGUAGUAACAACAACAAAUCCCCCUAAAGUCAGAAUACUGUGAGCUCGUGAUCCUCUCCAGACGGUCGCUGUCAUCAUCAUCAUCAUCACUGGAGAACGAAUGAUUACGAUGAGGAUGAAUUGCAAGAGCCUCCGCACGCGCACUAGCAAAGAAACGGAUGUGUGGGCGAAUGGGGAAUGGAUGAACGUGUGAUGUGCGAUUCAUAGGAGUGAACGAGUAAAUCCGCAGCGUGAUGUUGUGUGAUGUUGCCAAUCCUUAUUAUUCCUAGAAAUGUUACAUAAAGCGCACUCCGGUGCGUUUCCCUCCAGAUAUGAAACAAACAAACAAAAAAAUGAAACAAGCAACAACUCUACUACCUACUGCUAUUAUUACUAUUAUAUACUAAUUGCUAUCAUUACUACUGUCGGAUACGCUAUUUCCGUAUAUCAUUUCUGUUUCGGUUUUUACACACUCGCGCGUAUAAACAGAAAUAUACCGUAUAUUUUACCCUUUCUCUCGGAAUGUUGGAGAAAGGCAUAGAACAACGGGUGUCAUCUUCAUUCCUGAAGAUGCAUAAUGUUAUAGAGCAAAACGGAAAGAUUAGUCACUUGAAACUUGGGCCAAGAUGCGUUGUUACUAAUCAUCGUCCAUCACACUUCGUGCUGAUGAAUAACUGUCUGAAACUCUGUCCCAUCUGCUGUCUUGUUCAACAGCACAGCCAGUUGAAAACACAAAAGCAUGUCAGUCGCCCAUCAGGUCUGUUAUUCCAGUUAUAGUAUAGCAAAAGUUUGCUGGGACGAAUCGAUUAUCUUUUAUCGGAAAUUCCGAUGCAAAGAGGAAUUAACCCAAAAAAAAAGAGUAAGGUAGUGUGUUCAAACUGACGAAGGCAAAUCCACAACCUAAACUAACAUGCCCCAACCAUGAAAACCUAAAGCAACAGAGAGCGAAAGCAGUCGAACAAAAUAGGAGGGACGUAUUUUAUUUGUAUAUAUGGUCGAGGGAUAAACUAAGCUAAUUGAUUGCAACACAAAGCUUGAAGAAUAAAAGUAAACAUAAAAUGAAAAAGUGAAAAUAUUGAAAUAUUUUGUAAGCAAUUGUAUGAGAAUAUGUGGCGAAAUGUGGUAAGUUGCGAGCGAAUUUCCAAUGAUGAGCCACCAAUAAGCACUACUAGAUAACGAAAAACACAUGAAAAAAAGAACAAGAUAGCGUCAUGAAUCGUUCAUAUUCCAGAGGAGUAUACAUAUAUUGUACAUAUUAUAGAUGGCAAACCAACAUAGCAAACACAUAAUUCAAUACUGAAACAAAAUGAAGGAAACCGAAAACAGCAAACACAAAUAGGGAAUUACAGAUAACAUGAUAUAACUAUGCAAUCACCCCCCAAACUAAUGGAUAUUAAACUUUGCGCAGAAAUCUGAAUCCAUUCACCACAAAAGUGUGUGCCAUUUUAUGAAAAGAUUGUUCUCGGAUCAUUUUGUUCCGAGAAUGAUGUAUUUUCUCCUCGAAUGGCACUCUGCUGCAGUUCUCUAUCUACUCCGCUCCAUCUAGUAAAAAAAUGCAUUGAAUGACGCAAUUACAAUAGUGUUACUGAAAACGAUUAAAAAUUCACAAGCAAACGAAAACGCAGGAAUCCGUGCGUGCGUGAUCAUCGUUCGCUAUUUGCUUGCUUGUGUGAAUGUGCAAGGGUGCGUGUGCGAGUUUGAUUUUGUGUUUCAGCUGUAAGGAUCCAUGUUGUUUUUAGUGUAGCUUUGUGAAACAAGCAAACGAAUGCCCCCGCUCCCCCCACGAACACCACCACUUUUAUCGCGCCUUUGAUUAUUAUUUAUGUUGACGAUUGAUCGGUCCAUUGCCUCAUGUUUAAAAUAGUUAGGUCUUAUUUUCUUGCGUUCUUGUCGUCGCACAGAUUUAUUUUUUUUGUUUAGAUUACUAUUUUGUGAGAUGAAAAGGAAGCGAUAAGAAAAGGGAAGAAGUAACCAUUUUCCUGGUAUCAUCGAUUAUGUACUAGUUGUUUAUAAUUAUUUCAUCAAAGUACUGUGACGUGGAAGAUAGCAGCGAAGGUUAAUGCAAAUAUUGAAGUGAAAGACGUUUGACUCACCACACACAAGCAGUUGUUGAGAGUUAAAGAGAAGAGGGUGUAACACACACGCAAAACAAAAAAAGAAUAUGAUUGAACGAUAGGGAAACUCGAUGAAGAGAAACAUUAAAUAAAAUGCUAAGAUGCUAAAGGGAAAACAUGAGAAUCGAAACACAUGAAAACAACACAGUAAAGAAAAUAUUAUUAGAAAUGUAUUUUAGCAUUUAUAGCGAACAAGAAAAACAACUGAAAAACAGAUUCAAUAAAACUAGAAAUCUACA
Molecule: messenger RNA, 3634 nt
Organism: Aedes aegypti (yellow fever mosquito)
Lineage: Eukaryota; Metazoa; Arthropoda; Insecta; Diptera; Culicidae
Gene: Arf51F
Product: ADP-ribosylation factor 6
Exons: 6
Coding region: 738-1265 (175 amino acids)
Biological process (GO): intracellular protein transport; vesicle-mediated transport
Cellular component (GO): cytoplasm
Molecular function (GO): GTPase activity; GTP binding
Source: RefSeq, a predicted model, not a curated record